This is a messenger RNA of Lizanozyma spartinae, 2850 nucleotides long. It is a transcript of the gene PFK2, whose product is annotated as 6-phosphofructokinase subunit beta. Gene Ontology annotation, molecular function: monosaccharide binding; 6-phosphofructokinase activity; fructose-6-phosphate binding. NCBI's taxonomy places the organism in Eukaryota, Fungi, Ascomycota, Pichiomycetes, Serinales, Debaryomycetaceae. The transcript has a single exon. Gene Ontology annotation, biological process: fructose 1,6-bisphosphate metabolic process; fructose 6-phosphate metabolic process; canonical glycolysis. Gene Ontology annotation, cellular component: 6-phosphofructokinase complex; cytoplasm; mitochondrion. Bases 1 to 2850 code for a protein of 949 amino acids. The record is from RefSeq and is a predicted model, not a curated record.
AUGCCAUUUUCGUUAGUUAAUGGAACUUCAAGUGUUACGCUUUAUGCCAGUGACGGUGCAUUGCUUAGUGAAGCUCUUAAUUUUUAUACCAAUGUUUUAGGAUUCACUUACCAUUCAGAAGAUGGUAAUGUUACUUAUUUGGCCAAUACUGGGGCCAGUAUGGUGGUUAAGAUUAUUGUUAGUAAGACAAGAGGUUUAAGUUCUAGUGACAUUCAAACCAAAAAGCAAGAGUUCAUCAAGAUUUUAAACGUUUAUGAUUGGCGUUCAGUAGAAUCCAACGUAGUACUUAAAACUGCUAGUGUUGCUGAUUUAACCACUACGUUACAAACAUUUGGAUUCCCUAUUCAAGUUUCUCCAAAUGAAAUGUUCCCUAAUGAAUUAUACACAAUUGAUCCCUUGGGAACUGUUAUCGGGUUCUGUGCUGCUAAGAAUCCUUUGACUUUGAAUCCUCCUCUUCAAAAGACAAACAGACUUCUUAGUAUGGAAAUGAAGUCCACUUCAGGGUCUCAAACUGCUCAAUUGGUUCUUCCCUCCCAUAAGAGAAACAUUGCUGUUAUGACCAGUGGUGGUGAUGCUCCAGGAAUGAAUGCUAAUGUGAGAGCUGUUGUUAGAACUGCUAUUUACCAUGGUUGUAAGGCAUUUUGUGUUAUGGAAGGUUAUGAAGGUUUGAUCCGUGGUGGUCCAGAAUUCAUUCGUGAAAUGAGUUGGGCUGAUGUUCGUGGAUUCCUUUCUGAAGGUGGUACUAACAUUGGUACUGCUCGUUCAAAGGAAUUUAGAGAACGUAAAGGUAGAUUAUUAGGGUGUAAGCAUUUAAUUGAAGCAGGUAUUGAUGCUUUGAUUGUUUGUGGUGGUGAUGGUUCCUUGACAGGUGCUGAUUUAUUCAGAGCUGAAUGGCCUUCAUUAAUUGGUGAAUUGAAAGAUACUAACCAAAUUACUUCCGAACAAUUUGAAAAGCAUAAACAUUUGAAUAUUUGUGGUACUGUUGGUUCAAUUGAUAAUGAUAUGGCCACUACUGAUGCUACAAUUGGAUGUUAUUCUGCUCUUGAUAGAAUUGUUCAAGCCAUCGAUUACAUUGAUGCUACUGCUAAUUCACAUUCAAGAGCCUUUGUCAUUGAAGUCAUGGGUAGACAUUGUGGUUGGUUGGCCUUAAUGGCUGGUAUCUCCACGAGUGCUGAUUAUAUUAUGAUUCCUGAAAAGCCAGCUUCUUCCAAGGAUUGGCAAGUUCAAAUGUGUGACAUUGUGGGUAAACAUAGAGCUAAGGGUAAGAGAAAGACCAUUGUUAUUGUUGCAGAAGGUGCCAUUACUAAUGAUUUGAGUCCUAUUUCUGCUGAAGAUGUUAAGAAUUGUUUGGUGGAUGAAUUAGGUUUGGAUACAAGAGUUACUACUUUAGGUCACGUUCAAAGAGGUGGUAAUGCCGUAUCUUAUGAUAGAUGGUUGGCUACUUUACAGGGUGUUGAGGCGGUCCAUGCUGUGUUGGAAUGUACACCUGAUACUCCAUCUCCAUUAAUUGCCAUUGAAGAAAAUAAGAUUGUCCGUAAGCCAUUGGUCGAAGCAGUUGAAAUGACAAAGAAAGUUGCAAGUGCAAUUGAAAGCAAAGAUUUUGCUAAGGCUAUGUCUUUAAGAGAUUCGGAAUUUACUGAACAUUUACAUAACUUUUUGGCUAUGAAUUCUGCCAACCACAACGAACCUUCAUUACCUCUUGAAAAGAGAAAGAAGAUUGCCAUUAUGAAUAUUGGUGCACCAGCUGGUGGUAUGAAUUCAGCUGUUUAUGCAAUGGCCACUUAUUGUAUGUCCAGAGGGCAUGUUCCUUAUGCUAUUCACAAUGGAUUUGCUGGUUUAGCUAGACACGAAUCAGUGAAACUGAUUGAUUGGUUAGAGAUUGAAGAUUGGAGUUCAAUGGGUGGAUCAGAACUUGGUACUAACAGAGAAACUCCAGGAGAUACAGAUAUUGGUAUGAUUGCCUAUUUCUUCGAAAAAUAUCGGUUUGAUGGUUUAAUCAUAGUUGGUGGAUUUGAAGCAUUUGUUUCAUUGGAUCAAUUGGAAAAGGCUAGAACAAUGUAUCCAGCUUUCAGAAUCCCCAUGGUUUUAAUUCCUGCCACCAUUUCUAAUAAUGUACCUGGUACUGAAUAUUCAUUGGGUGCUGAUACAUGUUUGAACUCAUUAAUUCAAUAUUGUGAUAUUGUCAAACAAUCUGCAUCGGCCACCAGAGAUCGUACAUUUGUGGUUGAAGUUCAAGGUGGUAACUCUGGUUAUGUUGCCACUAAUGCUGCAUUGUGUUCUGGUGCCUUGGCCUCGUAUGUACCUGAAGAGGGAAUCACAUUACCCCAAUUGGAAGCAGAUAUUCAGCAUUUGAAGGCAGCAUUUAAGGCUGACCAAGGCUUGGCUAGAUCAGGUAAAUUGGUAUUAAAGAGUUCCAAUGCCUCUAAAGUGUUAACCACAGAAGUUCUUGCAUCUAUUAUGAAGCAAGAAGCUGAUGGAGAAUUCGAUGCUAAAACAGCCAUUCCUGGUCACGUGCAACAGGGUGGAUUACCCUCGCCUAUUGAUAGAACCAGAGGUGCCAGAUUUGCCAUUAAGGCCGUUCAAUUCAUUGAAGAAAACUGUGAUACUGUCACCCGUCAUAAAUAUGACCUUGAUUUUGAUGUCAGUACUAGAGUUGUACAAAACACUGCAGCUGUCUUAGGUGUCAAGGGCUCUCAUUUGAGAUUCACUUGUAUCAGACAAUUGUUUGACUUUGAAACUGACCUGAACAAAAGAAUGCCAAAGAAAAUCCAUUGGCAAAAAACAAGAGAUAUAUCCGACAUUUUGGUUGGUAGAACCCGUGUUGUGGCCAAUAAGAACACUGUAUUUUGA